This is a messenger RNA of Adineta ricciae, 1719 nucleotides long. Lineage: Eukaryota; Metazoa; Rotifera; Eurotatoria; Adinetida; Adinetidae. The record is from the annotation of a GenBank genome assembly.
AUGAUUCCUGAUCAGCAAUCUCCAUGCGAGCUUAUUCUUAAGAUAGGUUGUAAUGAAUCCGAUGAAAUCACCUCGACUAUAACCAAUCUUCUUCGUUCAUGUUCGAUCGUCGAUCAACGAUUCCUCUACGUCGAACGGCAAAUUCAACCAAGUACUUACUUCGGCUCGUUUACAAGUCCAACAUUACGAUCGAAAGUUCCCAUUCAAUGUCAGUCGCUGAGUUGCGUCAUUUUCCUAACUGAUGAAAUCUUCAAACAACAUGAAAAGAAAGAAUUUUUCAAAUCGACUCACAUCUGGAAUUUUCAUCAUAAGAUUGAAUUACUCGAUGAAUACCGACAUACAUUAGCCAGACAAGAUUAUUAUGAACUAUCUCAUUUGUUGCCUCUCUGGUCAGUAUCCCACAUACCUUUCACUCGGCAUCUUAUCAUUCGUUUCAAUGUUUUCACGCGAAACUUCGAGACCAUGUUAAGAUUUUACACGCAUUUGUUUCAACGUCGUCCGGAUUCGAGUAAAUCUGGUUUUGUGCUUUUUAAUCUCUCCGCACCGAAUCAUCACAAAAUUCUUUAUCAAUUUUCGAUCAAAUAUUCGCCAUCCAUUGAAUCUUACUCGAUUUCGCAAGGUGCCUAUCUGAAAUUUCGUCUAAGUAAUCUAAACUAUUUCCUCCACGAGUACACAAGCAAAUUGUUCACGAUAAACAAGUCGGAAUACUACAUUCACGAUCCAGAUGGAAAUCUUCUACAUUUAUGUUUACAUAAUAUGUCAUCGAAUAUCAAAGAAUCGUUAUUAUUGAAUAAAUCAUUUGUUCAUCCGAACGAUAGUGGCUUUGGUGAUAGUAGCGAUCCUUCUAUACAUUUACUCAAAUCGAAUGUUUCUCAGAUGUAUCCAAUUAGAAAUGAUAUCGAUGGACAAAGUCAUUCGUCGAAUGAUUCAGGUCAAUGUAGUUCAAUAUCGUCAAACGAAACCAAGCGAACAGUUCAGCAAAAUUCUGUCCACAAAACGAACAGUAUAUCAGUUCGGCCAGCAACGAAGAGCGAAAUUGACAUGCGAUUGAAACAACAACAACGAACAGUACUUCCACAUGGUUUACUCAAGCCAUCACUAUACGAAAGUGAACCACGCAUAUCUCAGAGGGAUCUCAGGACUCGGUGUUACUCAUCGAUGAAUAAUAUUAAAAGAUCGAAUGACAUUCGUCCAAUCUCUACACACCAUUUUCAAUCAUCAGCAUUCAACAACGACGAUUAUGACAUCUCCUAUGAAGUCGAUUCACCACGUGUAGGCUCAAGAACAUCAACAAGUCAAUCUUCCUACAGUUAUCUCAACACACUUUUACAAAAACAACAACAACAAGCGAUCCAUUCACAAAAUGUCAAAGACCUGAUAGAACAAUUUGAAAAAUCCAAAGUGUCAACAUUACGCCCGAAAUCAGUUCCUGUAAUCGACCAUUCAUCAGCUUCAAAUAUCGUGGUCCGCCCUCAAACAAUAAAACAACAGACGACAUGCGAUUGGGAAUUCGAUCAUAGCGAUAUAUUGAACACGAGCGAUGAACAAAGACGAAACUCACGUAUUAAUAUUGGUAUUACCCUAGAUUCUCGAUUGAGAAAAACACCCGUACUCGAUAUGUUAAGGAGCACAACUAUGCAAUCCGAUAUCAGUGAAUCUCAGCAAUUUCACCGGACAAAUUCUUUCAAAUUUUCAUCCACGCCAGUUGCACGCUUUUGA